Messenger RNA from Didymella exigua CBS 183.55, 2149 nucleotides. Its product is annotated as general substrate transporter. Lineage: Eukaryota; Fungi; Ascomycota; Dothideomycetes; Pleosporales; Didymellaceae. Gene Ontology annotation, cellular component: membrane. Gene Ontology annotation, biological process: carbohydrate transport; transmembrane transport. The coding region runs from base 258 to 1955 and encodes 565 amino acids. The record is from RefSeq and is a predicted model, not a curated record. Gene Ontology annotation, molecular function: carbohydrate:proton symporter activity. The transcript is spliced from 2 exons.
GCUCGGCAAACCGACAAAUAAUUGGAGCAGAUAUUGAUCUCCGGGGUGAAAUUGGGACAUAUCUGGGGGCCCGCGUUCUCCACACCGAUGAUACUACGCGAUUCAGAUGGAGCAGGUGUAUCAUGUGAAAAACAGUACUUGCAUCGCCAGGUGGUAUUGUGUGAGGGGUACAUAAACGAUGACGACGAUGCCAUUUUUUGGCACUCAUCCGUCUCGUCAAUUCGCGUUGUAGUCGCUGUCUUGUGACUUCCAACAUCAUGGACGCCAUCCGUAAUGCUUCGGUCACGUCUGCACGGGUUCGCACCGAUGCAGCUUUCAAGAAUCGCUGGCAGACUCUGUCUAACAACCCCAAGAUCUUGAUCAUUGCCUUCUUUGCCUCCUUUGGUGGUUUCGAGUAUGGCUACCAGCAAGGUGUCCUCGGUCAGUCUCUGGUCAUGACCCGCUUCAAGGACAACUUCCCUUCCGUCGUCGAAUCAGCCUCUGCCACAGGCUGGCUCACAUCGAUCCUGCAACUUGGAGGUAUUCUCGGCUCUCUCUCAUCUGGUGUCUUCGGCGAGGUUUUCUCCCGCAAGUAUACUAUGUUCAGCGCUUGCUGCUGGGUCGUGCUUGGAUCUUACCUCUACGUCGGAGCGUCACACCACAACCCAGCCAUGCUUUACGCCGGCCGCUUCUUCACUGGUAUCGGUGUCGGUACUUUCUCCGGUGUCGGUCCUCUUUACAAUGCUGAAAUCGCUCCUCCUGAGCUUCGCGGUAUGAUCGUUUCAUUCUAUCAGUUCGCUACUAUUCUCGGUAUCAUGCUCUCUUUCUGGAUCGGCUAUGGCUCCAACUACAUUGGUGGCAUCGGCGAAGGCCAGAGUAACAUGGCAUGGAUGCUGCCGUCGAUUGUUCAGGGUAUUCCCGCUGCUCUUUUGGCCAUCGGUAUUUGGUGGUUGCCGUUCUCGCCGCGCUGGCUCAUCAAGAAGGGUCGUGACGAGGAAGGCCUCAAGACACUUUCCUACCUGCGCAAGCUGCCCCAAGACCACGAACUCAUUCAAGUCGAGUUUCUCGAGAUCAAGGCCGAAACUCUCUUUGAGCGUCGCGCUUUCCAGAAGAAUUUCCCCAACCUGGCUGCCAAGGAGCAGGGUAGUGUCUGGGUUCGCGAGUUCGCGCAGUACUACCAGAUCUUCCGUACCUGGGAUAACUUCAAGCGUGUUUCCACCGCCUGGCUAACGAUGUUCUGGCAACAGUGGAGCGGUAUUGAUGCGAUCAUUUACUACGCUUCAAACGUCUUUGAAUCUGUUGGUCUCACUGGUGGUACCCAGGCGCUUCUCGCCACCGGGGUCACCGGGGUCGUUUUCUUCGUCAGCACAUUACCCGCCAUGGCCAUUAUCGACAAGGUCGGCCGCAAGCCUAUGUUGCAAGUCGGCUCUGCUGUCAUGUUGGUAUCGAUGGUCUUGGCUGGUAUCCUAGUCGCCAAAUUUCAGCACGACUGGGUCACUCAUAGUGGCGUCGGCUGGACCGUUGUCGCAUUCAUCUGGGUGUACAUCGCUGCGUUCGGAGCUACCUGGGGACCUGUCUCGUGGACUAUCAUUUCCGAAAUUUUCCCGCUUUCCAUCCGAUCUAAGGGUGCUUCGAUCGGUGCAUCGAGUAACUGGCUCAACAACUUCGCCGUUGCGUUCUUCGUCCCCCCGAUGCUCAAGGCAUGGACUUGGGGAACAUACAUCUUCUUCGCCGUAUUCCUCGCCGCUGGUAUGGUCUGGGUGCACUUCUGUCUGCCCGAGACCAAGGGAGCGACACUUGAGGACAUGGAUAAGGUCUUUGGUAGCCGCACGGGCGAGGAGGAUGCUGUUAUGCUGGCAGAGGCCAGGAGGGAGAUCGGGCUGAGCAUGAACCUCGAGACUGAGGCGAUUAAGGCCGCGAUGCAUGGCGAUACCAGCCACAACGAGAAGGGCGCUACUCGUGUUGAGGAGGUUUGAAGGAAGACCCGUGGGUAUGAGACAACAGACAGUUAUUGUCAAUGAGCCCUCCGCGAUAUAUGUAUAACUCUACUUUCAGCUUGCACAAACCUUAAAAGCUAAACAAAAGAGAGGUGACACAUCUUACCGGAUCCUACAAAGAUUGAAUAGAGCCCGACGGCUUUAAGUGCUCUUAUACCGGCUUGCGAGAUCAC